UUUAAGGAUGCAAGCAGCAGCAGCGGCAGUACAGCUUCUGUUCCCUCCUGAGCUCUAACAUCUUCGAAAGUUUCACAAAUUUUAGUUCACGCGCUUCAAGCUGUUUGCCUCUCGUGGUCUCCGAGUGCGGGAGGCAAAGGAAUCUGAAAUCCUCAGGCAGGGCUAAGGGCAUGGAUUUCAAAUAUGCAUUCUUUUCCACCAUGUUUUCCAUGCUUCUUUUCUGUUUCAGCGGCACACGCCUAUCUGCAGAACUGGAGCUGGCCCAGACAGCACUAGUGGAGGUCGAUGUUUCAUGGGAACUUUCGCGGAAGAUCCCUGAUACACUAUUUGGAUUAUUUUUCGAGGAAAUUAACCAUGCUGGAGCUGGUGGGAUAUGGGCAGAGCUUGUUGGUAACAGAGGGUUUGAAGCUGGAGGGCCCCACACCCCUUCAGAUAUCGACCCAUGGUCUAUCAUUGGAGAUGAUUCUUCUAUAUACAUCACAACUGAUCGUUCAUCUUGUUUCAGCCAAAAUAGUGUUGCUCUAAGGAUGGAGAUUCUCUGUGAUAACUGUCCAGCUGGUGGUGUUGGUAUUUACAACCCAGGAUUCUGGGGCAUGAACAUAGAAGAAGGAAAGGCCUAUAAUCUAGUCAUGUAUGUCAGAUCAUUAGAAUCUGUGGACUUGACUGCUUCUCUCACAUGCUCAGAUGGUUUACAAAAUCUGGCAUCAGUUUCUAUACAAGGUAUUGAUCUAUCAAAUUGGACAAAGAUAGAGAUGCAAUUAUUAGCUCAAGGAACAUGCAGAGCUUCAAGACUUGAAUUGACAAGUAUGAAAAGGGGUGUAAUUUGGUUUGAUCAAGUGUCACUGAUGCCUUCAGACACAUACAAGGGCCAUGGUUUUCGCAAGGAACUAAUAUACAUGCUUUUGGAAUUAAGGCCACAGUUCCUACGGUUUCCUGGGGGGUGCUUUGUUGAAGGUGAUUGGUUACGGAAUGCUUUUAGGUGGAGGGAAACUAUUGGUCCAUGGGAACAGAGACCUGGGCACUUUGGAGAUGUAUGGAAUUAUUGGACUGAUGAUGGCCUAGGAUAUUAUGAGUUUCUCCAGCUUGCUGAAGACCUGGGAGCUUCCCCUAUUUGGGUGUUUAAUGCUGGGAUCAGCCACCAUGAUGAAGUUGAUACCACUGUAAUUGAACCUUUUGUAAAGGAUGUAUUGGACAGUCUUGAGUUUGCAAGGGGAAGUGAAGAAUCAACAUGGGGCUCUGUUAGAGCCACCAUGGGGCAUCCUGAACGUUUCCCAGUGAAGUAUGUUGCUAUUGGAAAUGAAGAUUGUGGGAAGGAAUUUUACCGAGGAAACUACCUCAAGUUCUAUGAGGCUAUACGUGAGGCCUAUCCAGACAUUCAAAUGAUUUCAAAUUGUGAUGGAUCAUCUAGGCCACUUGACCAUCCUGCUGAUUUGUAUGAUUUCCAUGUCUAUACCAGUGCUGCUAAUCUUUUUCUCAUGAAGAAUAAGUUUGACAGGACAUCACGUAUUGGGCCUAAGGUGUUUGUCAGUGAGUACGCUGUCAAUGAACCAAAAGAUACUGGUAAAGGAAGCCUUCUUGCUUCACUGGCUGAGGCUGCUUUCCUUACUGGGUUAGAGAAGAAUAGUGAUGUUGUUCAGAUGGCAAGCUAUGCACCACUCUUUGUAAACGACAACGACCGCACCUGGAACCCAGAUGCGAUUGUCUUCAAUUCCUGGCAACAGUAUGGAACUCCUAGUUAUUGGAUGCAGACAUAUUUUCGUGAAUCAAGUGGUUCUGUGAUUCAUCCUAUUACGAUCAACUCCAGCUACUCUGAUGCAUUGGCUGCCUCCGCAAUCACCUGGCAAGACGCUGAGGAUAUCUUUCUGAGAGUAAAGAUAGUAAACUUUGGGCCAAAUGCUGUGAACCUCACAAUAUCUUCAAAAGGACUUCAAGCUGGUGUCAAUACGGCAAAAUCAACUGUGACUACUCUCACAUCCGGUAACUUGCUGGAUGAAAAUUCUUUUACUGAACCAAACAAGGUCGUGCCGGUAACAAACAUGCUGCCAGAUGCUUCAGAGGAGAUGCAAGCCUUGCUCGCUCCUUACUCAUUCACUUCAUUUGACCUCGCUCUGGAUCAGUACAGCAAGCUCGUAGCAGAGAUGUGAAGCAUUAAUGCUGCAUAGUUUUAUCAGACAAACAUGGUGAUUACAUGAAGUGUGGUACCUGAAUUUCAGAAAGCUAGCUGACUGCAUACUGCAUUCUGUUAUUUGCUAAUCACACCUCGUCUGAUCCUGCUGUUUUAUGACGCUGCAAGCACACUGUAAAAGGUCUCUCAAAUGAGUGAAACUACUAGCAAUGCUAAUAUUUAUAUCA
Molecule: messenger RNA, 2352 nt
Organism: Oryza brachyantha (malo sina)
Lineage: Eukaryota; Viridiplantae; Streptophyta; Magnoliopsida; Poales; Poaceae
Product: alpha-L-arabinofuranosidase 1-like
Exons: 18
Coding region: 171-2144 (657 amino acids)
Biological process (GO): L-arabinose metabolic process
Molecular function (GO): alpha-L-arabinofuranosidase activity
Source: RefSeq, a predicted model, not a curated record